CUUUUGAAUCUUCAUUGAAUCCUCUCUCUCUCUCUCUCUCUCUCAUCUUUGGAUUGGACCAUUUUCCUUGGAACUAGUCCUCUCUUGAAUCUGAAGUUACCCAAAAGACUUGAACUUCAAGUGUGUUCUUCUCCUUAAACAAAGCCUGGUUUUGGAAUUGACAUAGAUCUUGCCUUUGAUACAGUUUGCGAAAAAAAGGGUAGAGAUUAAAGCAUAAGGUACAACCUGCACUUUUAUUUAUUUAUUUUAAUUUGUGUAGUGAGUUCCAAAAUCAGUAGCAGUUACUGAUAAAGAGACAUAAGAGAAGAGAAGGUUGAUUGAUUGAUGACUUAUGGUGAAGUUUGCUCCCACCUUUUCCUUCAUAAAAAAAUGGUUGCUUUUUUGAUGGGGGAGUGAAAUUGAUUGACUAAUGUCUAAUGGUUUAUGAGCUGAGUUUAUCAACUGGAUGUGGGUCCCAAUUCAUGUGUCAUAGGUUGUUUAUGUUUCGUGUAGCUCCCAAAUCAUAAUCUUUUGGCAUUGGUGUGGAUUGAUGCCGAUUUAAAGUAGACAUCUUAAGCUUGAAAAUCAUGUUCUAUCUUUCAGAAAACAUGCACCCUUUUUGCUUAAAUGCAUGUUAAGGAGGUUGUGGUUUUGGUAAUCUGGUUCUCUUUAGUUUUAACAAGUGGUUCCAGUUCUUUUGCUGAAAUCAUUUUUCUGCCGGGGAUUCGACUAGUUCGGUUUCAUCUGCAGCUUGAAAGAGGUGAAUUUAUAGACAGAGAAAGUUUGUUCUUGCACUUGAGGUGAAACGGUUCUGGAAUUCGAUUUGGAUUUUGAACUGUUGUACAAAAGAGUAUGAGGAAAAAUGCUGGUUCUUAUUCAGGAAGGAUGUUUAGUGACAGGAAAUGGAUUAUACCCUUUUUCGCAACUUUACUGGUUUCUGUGAGUCUGAUCCUGACUGCUAUGCUGGGGGCACCGAGUUCUGCUGGCAGGGGAGAUCAGCUCACAAGAUCGGAGGAUUCGAGUGGAUAUUUUGUGGAAUCAGAUUUGGAAAGGUCUUAUAAUGAUAAUGUGGUUACGAAAAUGGAGGCACCGAGGUUUGCAUAUCUUAUUUCGGGAACCAAGGGUGAUAGCCAAAGGAUGUUGAGAACAUUAGAGGCAGUGUACCACCCAAGGAACCAGUACAUCUUGCAUUUAGAUCUUGAGGCUCUGCCCCGUGAAAGGAUGGAACUGGCAAAUGCAGUGAAAGCAGAUCCAAUGUUUCGGGAAGUGGAGAAUGUGCGUGUUAUGUCCCAAUCCAAUUUGGUGACUUAUAAGGGUCCAACAAUGAUUGCUUGUACCCUCCAAGCCAUUGCCAUAUUAUUGAAAGAGAGUUCCGGGUGGGACUGGUUUAUAAACCUCAGUGCAUCAGAUUAUCCUCUUAUGACACAGGAUGAUUUGCUGCAUGUUUUCUCUAAUCUAUCAAGAGAUCUCAAUUUCAUCGAACACACUCGCCUUGCUGGUUGGAAACUGAAUCAAAGAGCAAAACCAAUCAUCUAUGAUCCUGCGCUUUAUUUAUCAAGGAAAUCUGAUUUAGCAUGGACUACUCAGCGAAGAACACUUCCCACAUCUUUUUCCCUUUUCACUGGUUCAGCUUGGGUUGUACUGACCCGGUCCUUCGUGGAGUACUGCAUAUGGGGAUGGGAUAACUUACCUCGCACGAUGCUUAUGUAUUAUGCAAAUUUUGUGUCCUCGCCGGAGGGAUAUUUUCAUACUGUCAUCUGUAACAAUGAAGAAUUCCGGCAUACAGCAGUAAGCCAUGAUCUUCAUUACAUUGCUUGGGACAAUCCCCCGAAGCAGCAUCCCCGCUCAUUAACUAUGAAAGACUUCGAUAAAAUGGUAACAAGUAAUGCCCCCUUUGCCCGAAAGUUUCCAAAGGAUGAUCCCGUUCUAGACAAGAUCGACAAAGAACUUCUGAGCCGCACACAUAGAUUUCCGCCCGGGGCAUGGUGUGUUGGGAGCUCAGAUGGUGAGGCAGACCCUUGUUCUAUACGUGGUAACGAUACGGUGUUUAGGCCAGGCCCCGGUGCUGAAAGGUUAUGGGAGCUGCUUCAAAUACUGGUUUCUGAAGAAAAUAAAAGCAAGCGGUGUUUGUGACAAAGAGGUUACCUUCCAAGUAGGGCAGUGUCAAAGUGUAAAUAAUUGUGAUUAUAGAUCAUAUACGUAUCCAAUGUAAAAGUUCAAAAUUUCGUGUUCAA
Arachis duranensis is the source of this 2213-nucleotide messenger RNA. Its product is annotated as beta-glucuronosyltransferase GlcAT14A. The coding region runs from base 832 to 2112 and encodes 426 amino acids. NCBI's taxonomy places the organism in Eukaryota, Viridiplantae, Streptophyta, Magnoliopsida, Fabales, Fabaceae. The transcript has 4 exons. The record is from RefSeq and is a predicted model, not a curated record. Gene Ontology annotation, molecular function: glucuronosyltransferase activity. Gene Ontology annotation, cellular component: membrane.